UAUCAAUAGCUGACAAUUGAAUUUGCAAAAUCAGUGAUUUACUGUUGUUUGUAUCAAAUUGACAAGUUAAUUGGGUCGAUUAUUUUAUUUUUUUGUUGAUCCUAUUUUUGCUGUGUUUUGGUUUCGAUUGAGAUUUAGUAUGGCUGUUGGUGAAGCUCGUGUUGUUGCUUUGUUUGCCCUUUUCGGGGUCACAAUGUUGGCAGGAUUCGGUCCCGUUUUUGGAUUCAGUUUAUGGAAGAAAAAACAAGAGUCGAAUUUGCUUGAUUCUCAAGACGAGAGACGAAAACAAAAAGCAAGAAAUGAUAAAAUUCUACAUCUCUUAUUGGUCUUUGGUGGUGGUGUUCUUUUGGCUACUUGUUUUGUUCACAUGAUUCCCGAAAUUCAGGAAAAUUACGAUAAAUACAUGGCAGCUCAUAAACACUCCGAUGAUAAACCAACGACAAUUAGUCCAAUAAACUUAUCUGAAGGAAUGAUCUAUCAACAUCCGACUCAUAGUGAAAAUGGCGAUGAUAAAGACGACGAUGAUGAUGAUGAUGAUGAUGGAGCUCCAUGGGUGGAAAUCUGUAUCUGUAUCGGGAUAUUUUUGACUUAUGCAAUUGAAGAAUCAGUUGUAUUAUUGAUUGGACGUGAAUCUCAUAAUCAUGGUCACAACUCUGUGAAUCUUCAUAAAAUAGGAAUGGAAAGAGGCAACGAUAACGGUGGUGUUGAAUCAUCGAGUAAUUCAUAUAAUUUUGCUAAUUCCAUUAAAUUUGAAGGAGUUUGGACACGAUUCCUUCGAGGACUGAUCAUUGUAGUAGCUUUUCUGGCUCAUGCCGUUUUUGAUGGAAUCGCGAUUGGCCUCCAAAGUACAACAACCUCCGUUUGGACCAUAUUCUUUGCUAUUUGUCUUCAUAAACUUGUAGUAGUUUUCGCCAUCGGCUUCGAGCUGUUUGAGAAAACCGGUAGUCUUUUAUUAACGGCGAUUCAUGUAGCCAUCUUUUCCGCCAUGUCUCCCAUCGGUAUAGUUUUAUCAAUCAUCAUUGAAGAUGGUCUAACGGAAGAUGGUAGUUUAACACUGAUUCUAUUAAACGCUGUUGCCACUGGUGCCAUUUUGUACAUUGUUUUCCUCGAAAUCCUCCAAGCAGAUCGAUGCCGUGAAGUGAAUGGUCUCUAUCAAUUGGCAGCUUUGAUACUUGGAUUCAUAUUAAUGACUCUCAUGACAACUCUGGUUAGCGAUGGCGAUUAACUGACCAAUAAAUUACUCAAGAAAGAAAAUGAUCAAAUUGUCUCAAUAGUCAAUCAGUUAUUAUCUCUAAUCUAAGUGUCAACAAGACUUAACUCACCUUGAUCAAGUAUUAAUACAAUUAAAUAAAAUUCAAAUAUUACUAAUUA
Molecule: messenger RNA, 1371 nt
Organism: Panonychus citri (citrus red mite)
Lineage: Eukaryota; Metazoa; Arthropoda; Arachnida; Trombidiformes; Tetranychidae
Product: zinc transporter ZIP1-like
Exons: 1
Coding region: 140-1225 (361 amino acids)
Biological process (GO): zinc ion transmembrane transport
Cellular component (GO): plasma membrane
Molecular function (GO): zinc ion transmembrane transporter activity
Source: RefSeq, a predicted model, not a curated record